GCGUGAGCGCUCAGUCAUACGGUCGCGGUAGUUGAGUCGAUGCCAUCGAUAAUGGCGGAGUACAUCGAAUACGACUGGGGCUUGCGAAAUAGUUUAAUACGCGAUUUACAACAACCGAUGCAGGCAGCUGACAAAAAGGUUGCCCUACAAAAUUUGAAGGAUUUGAUCGGAGCUAGCAUUGACUUUGCCCUCAAAGACAAAUCGUGUGGGCAAGAUGAUGCCUUUUUAACGCGCUUUUUAUAUGCCAGAAAAUUUAAUGUUGCAGAAAGCUUCGAAUUAAUUCUCAGUUACUACUCAUACCGUCAACGAAAUCCUGUGCUUUUCAAUGAUUUGAACUGCUUAGAUGAAUCGGUUCAACUGGCUCUGCGUGACGGUUGUCCUGGAGUUCUACCAGAGCGCGACCGACGAGGAAGAAAAGUUUUGGUAUUGUUCACAUCAGAUUGGGAUUAUUGUGCUUAUGGUUUAGUAGCAGUAUAUCGAGCAUUGCUGCUAACAUUGGAGAAGCUUUUAGAAGAUAAACAAAACCAAGCAUCAGGAUUUGUUGUGGUUGUUGAUUGGACUGAUUUCUCAUUUCGCCAGUCAGCACACUUGAAUCCUCGAAUGCUAAAACUUAUGAUAGAAGGACUUCAAGACUGUUUUCCGGCACGGUUUAAAGGCGUUCAUUUCAUUGGACAACCGUGGUACGUUGAGAUGGCUCUAUCCGCAAUAAAGCCAUUUCUAAAAGAUAAAACUAGAGAACGAAUUUAUAUGCAUGGGAACAAUUUAUCUACAUUACACAAAUAUGUGACUAAAGAUAUUUUACCAGCAGAGUUAGGUGGAGAAGGUCCAAGUUUCAAUCCCUCUGUUUGGCUGCAAACUUUAGUGCAAUCUGGUAGUAGUGAUAUGCAAACUAAGAAAGAUCUGACAUACCCGAAUGCAUUUAGUCAUAAUAAUGAUCCUGAUGUUAAAAAUCAUUCAACCGAACUAUCGAACCCGAUUCAACCGGACACCGAAAUUAAAGACAAUGAUCAAUUGUUAACGGAUAACUCUCAAUUAAUGUGAUAUUACUUGCAUAGUGAAAAGUGAUCUCAUUGGCACAAUUAUAAAACAACGCGAUUUACCAUUUCGCAUAAAAAUGCGCUUUACCAAAGUCUUUAUUGAACAACUUGUGGUGGGUGUGAUUGAACAUAAUUAUUACUGUUUUUAUCAAUUUUAUAAUUUGGCCAGCUAGAAUCUGUGUGGCUUUUUUAAUGAAAAAUCUGUGUGUACAUGCAUUUGCAAAUAUGAAUACCAAAGUCAAAUAAAAUAUAACUUGAGAUUAAA
Molecule: messenger RNA, 1302 nt
Organism: Ctenocephalides felis (cat flea)
Lineage: Eukaryota; Metazoa; Arthropoda; Insecta; Siphonaptera; Pulicidae
Product: clavesin-2-like
Cellular component (GO): membrane
Molecular function (GO): phosphatidylinositol bisphosphate binding
Source: RefSeq, a predicted model, not a curated record